GAAAGAAGAAAAUCGGAAUAUUCAUAUUAGUCUGUUUGCAGAAUCAUUCUAGUCAUUCGUUUGUUUGGUGUUUGUCGGUAGAUCUUCAUCAAAUCAUUUAACAUCAUUCUUGUGGUGCGUUUGUUUGUUUGUGUCUCUUUAAUCCAUUCAUUCAUUCAAUUUUUUUCCAAUUUGGCUGUAAAGCAACCAACAACCUAACAAAAAAUCCGAUAAAAAAUGGAGGCCAUCAAAAAGAAAAUGCAGGCAAUGAAGCUCGAAAAAGAUAAUGCUAUCGAUCGAGCUGAAAUUGCCGAACAAAAAGCCCGUGAUGCUAAUCUUCGUGCUGAAAAGUCCGAAGAAGAAGUACGUGCAUUACAGAAAAAAAUCCAACAAAUCGAGAAUGAAUUGGAUCAGGUUCAAGAACAAUUAUCGGCUGCCAAUACAAAAUUGGAAGAAAAGGAAAAAGCCCUGCAAACUGCUGAAGGUGAUGUUGCAGCAUUGAAUCGUCGUAUUCAAUUGAUCGAAGAAGAUUUGGAACGAUCAGAAGAACGACUUAAAAUUGCAACAGCUAAAUUGGAAGAAGCAUCACAAUCUGCCGAUGAAUCUGAACGUAUGCGAAAAAUGUUGGAACAUCGUUCCAUUACCGAUGAAGAACGUAUGGAAGGUUUGGAAAAUCAAUUAAAAGAAGCACGUAUGAUGGCUGAAGAUGCUGAUAGAAAAUAUGAUGAAGUUGCACGUAAAUUAGCAAUGGUUGAAGCCGAUUUAGAACGUGCUGAAGAACGUGCCGAAACUGGUGAAUCGAAAAUUGUCGAACUUGAAGAAGAAUUACGUGUUGUUGGUAAUAAUCUAAAAUCAUUGGAAGUUAGUGAAGAAAAAGCACAACAACGUGAAGAAGCACAUGAACAACAGAUCCGUAUUAUGACAACCAAACUUAAAGAAGCUGAAGCACGUGCCGAAUUCGCUGAACGAUCAGUGCAAAAAUUACAAAAAGAAGUUGAUCGUUUGGAAGAUGAAUUGGUCCAUGAAAAGGAAAAAUACAAAUCCAUUUCCGAUGAAUUGGACCAAACAUUUGCCGAACUUACUGGUUAUUAAAAUCACUUCUUUCAUAUUAACAACAAAAAAAAAUCAGAAAAUUUUGUUAUUAUUUUUAACAUCCAAAACACCAACAAAACACAACAACAACAUGAUGUAAUAAUCCGAUUUUAUUUAUUUAUAUAUUCGAUUGAUUUGAAUUUCGGUUCGAUUUGUGUGGGCAAAAUAACUUUGUUGCUUUGCUGGAUGGAUUAUUAAAUAAUUGUUUUUACCAAAAAAA
Dermatophagoides pteronyssinus (European house dust mite) is the source of this 1291-nucleotide messenger RNA. It is a transcript of the gene Tm1, whose product is annotated as tropomyosin 1. NCBI's taxonomy places the organism in Eukaryota, Metazoa, Arthropoda, Arachnida, Sarcoptiformes, Pyroglyphidae. The record is from RefSeq and is a predicted model, not a curated record.